CACCGACAUGUGAGCGGUUCUCACCACGUUAGUAUGGUUUUUGGUAGAAGACGCGAACCGAGCUUGUUCGAGCCGCGAGUUUCCAAUCACUUUUACUAACUCUCACUUUUAGCUAUGAGUGUGGCUAUAGGGAGCACCGAGUUUACUAAGUCCAACGUGCUACUGACGGCCGGCUGCGAAAGGCGGACGUUUCGCGAGAGAACCAAGGAUUUUCUGAAGAAUUUGAGGUACUGCCUGGCUGAGACGACGGUAGAGCCAUGUCUCUUCAUCUACAUGCUGUGCACCUCGCUCUCGUCUCUUGCAGUCCAGAAUAUGCACCUGGAGAAGUCUUGCCGGGCCAACUUCCAAUUCAGCGAUGACAUCUGCGACCGAAUCAAGUUCAGGAACACCACAGGCUUGGACGCGGAGGUGAAUGCAGUCCAAUCUCUGGUCGCGAAGGUCGUCGCUUGGAAGUUCCCUCUUCAGACGAGCAUCCCGGCGGCUAUGGUGAUAUUCAUAGGCGCGUAUAGUGACAGAACGAAGAGACGGAAGAUUUUCAUACUCAUUCCGUUCCUAGGGGAGAUUGUGGCGAACGCAGGCCUGCUAUUAGCGACGUACUACAUGUUUGAGGUCUCCUUGACCGCCACGGCGCUUAUUGAGGCGCUACCGGCUGCCUUCAGUGGCAGCUACAUCAUAAUAUUCAUGGGAAUGUACAGUUUCAUGGCGGAUCGCACCACGGAGGAGAACAGGACGUUUCGUCUCGGACUAGUGACGAUUUGCGUCAGUUUGGGAACUCCUACGGGAACCGCGCUCAGUGGGAUCAUUCUAAAGUGUUUCGGUUACUACGGCGUGUUCACUUUGUGUAUAUUGUUGCAUGUGAGUUCGUUGUUAUAUGGGGUGUUUAAGUUGGAGGAUGUGACGCCUCCAGUCAAUGUGGGGAAUGACAGUGGGAAGUUAAGGGAGGUUUUCUCUCUUGUGACAGAAACCGUGUUGGUUGUGGUCAGACCUCGCGCAUACGGGCUGAGAAGUCAGAUCUGGGCUGUGAUUGUGCUGUACGUGAUAAUGGUUGGACCUUUGUACGGUGAUUCACAAGUCAGUUACCUGUACGCGAUACGAAAAUUCAACUUCACCGAGAUGGAAUACAGCGUGUAUGGCACCAUCAGCAUUGUGCUUGGACUGUUCGGAACAGCCUUCUGCAUAGGAAUCCUGAGCAAGAAAUGCAACGUGCAGGACAGCAUGAUUGGAGCAUUGGCGGGUGUGAGCAGGAUAGCUGGAUGUCUGGUGUUUGCGUUUUCGCCGACGAGACAAUGGUUUUACUCUGCUCCUCUCUUCAAUAUAUUCAGCCACACUGGUCUGACAGCCGUUAGGUCUAUUGCCACUAAGAGUGUCCCAGUGGAAGAAGUUGCUAAACUAAGUUCAGUGAUAGGAGUGAUGGAGGCCAUUGCACCGUCUGUCUACAUGCCGACAUCUAGUCUGAUAUACGUGUCAAGUAUUGAGACAUUUCCUGGCGCGUUCUACCUGUUUGACGCAACCCUGACGCUGGUUGCGUUGGCUUUAUUUACGAACAUUUAUUUCAUCAUGAAAAAAAGGAGUAAAAUGGACGGAGCCGAACCGAAAAACAAAGAAGAAUUUGCGAGAUGUAAUGAAGUUUCAAGAUUUUGAGACUGUAUACUGAAACAGUAAGAACUGGAGCACAAAAUAAAAACAGGCGCUGUGAAAAACGACAGAAUAGAAUAUUUAUUUAGACCUUACUUAUAAGAAGAUCCAUAUAAAUUAUAAAGAGAUAUAAAUUGUAUUACUAUGUCGUCUCUAUACAUCUGUAUAGAGAAGAUAUAGUUAUACAAUUUCUUCAGACUUCCUCUGUCACUUUACUUUUCUAUAGUCCGUUGUUUGAAUCUGGGGGCACGGCAGUGCUUUACCAUCCUUUUGUCGCGUUUCAAGCGAUUUACGAUCUUUCCUAUUUCGACGUGGACAAAAGUAGAGUCAUUUUUAUUAG
Molecule: messenger RNA, 1975 nt
Organism: Aricia agestis (brown argus)
Lineage: Eukaryota; Metazoa; Arthropoda; Insecta; Lepidoptera; Lycaenidae
Exons: 5
Coding region: 115-1641 (508 amino acids)
Biological process (GO): transmembrane transport
Cellular component (GO): membrane
Molecular function (GO): transmembrane transporter activity
Source: RefSeq, a predicted model, not a curated record